This is a messenger RNA of Andrographis paniculata, 1236 nucleotides long. RefSeq names its product protein STRICTOSIDINE SYNTHASE-LIKE 13. NCBI's taxonomy places the organism in Eukaryota, Viridiplantae, Streptophyta, Magnoliopsida, Lamiales, Acanthaceae. The transcript has 4 exons. The record is from RefSeq and is a predicted model, not a curated record. The coding region runs from base 1 to 1236 and encodes 411 amino acids. Gene Ontology annotation, biological process: biosynthetic process. Gene Ontology annotation, molecular function: strictosidine synthase activity.
AUGGAGAAUCGAAUGCUGCUGCUGAAGAAGAAGAAGGAACUCGUGCUGUUGCACCACCCCUAUGUCCUCAUUUCCCUUUUGGCCUUCAGCUUCUUGUUAAUGGACCCUCUCGACUGGAGCCCUGUCGGCGGCCACGAUUUUCGCCCCGUCAAGAACAACAUUGCGCCUUACCGUCAAGUCAUGUCCCGCUGGCCUUGGGACAAUCGCAGCCGGUUAGGCCACGGAAACUUGGAGUUCAAGGAUGAAAUAUAUGGCCCCGAAUCGCUUGAAUUCGACGCCUUUGGACGAGGCCCCUAUGCCGGCCUCGCCGAUGGCCGGAUUGUGCGGUGGAUGGGUGAAAAUAGGCGAUGGGAAACUUUCGCCGUCGGAUCUCCGUACUGGUCGGAGGAGGAGUGCAUGCAAGGCGUGGACUCGACGACCCACAAGCAGUGGAAAUACGAGCCGAAAUGCGGGCGCCCGCUAGGGCUGCGGUUUGACAAGAACACCGGGAACCUCUACAUUGCGGACGCCUACCACGGCCUUUUAAUGGUGGGGCCCGAGGGCGGAGUCGCGGUCCCGCUGGCCACGCACGCCGGCCGGAAGCCGAUUCUAUUCGCCAACGACCUCGACAUUCAUGCCAACGGAUCCGUCUUUUUUACCGACACCAGCAACCGAUACAACCGAGUCGACCAUUUCUUCAUAAUGCUGGAAGGAGAAGCGACGGGACGACUCCUGAGAUACGAUCCCCUGACGAAAAAGACUCACGUGAUCUUGAAAGGAUUGGCGUUCCCUAACGGAGUUCAGUUGUCUAAAGACCAAUCUUUUCUCCUCUUCACCGAAACUACAAAUUGCAGAGUAAUGAAGUACAUACUAGAGGGUCCGAAAAGCGGGCAGACGGAAGUGGUGGCGAACCUUCCGGGAUUUCCAGACAACAUAAGAAUGAACGACAAUGGGGAGUUCUGGGUGGCGAUAGACUGUUGUAGGACGAAAGCGCAAGAAGUGUUGAUCCACAACCCAUGGUUGCGGAGCGCAUACUUCCGGCUGCCCAUCCCAAUGAGGUAUUUGGCUAGGAUCGUGGGGAUGCGAAUGUACACGAUGAUCACGCGGCUAGACGAGAAGGGACAGAUAUUGGACGUGUUGGACGACAAGCGAGGGGACGUCAUGAAGUUGGUGAGUGAAGUGCGGGAGGCUAAGGGGAAAUUGUGGAUUGGGACCGUCGCGCAUAACCACAUCGCGACUCUCCCCUACGAGCGAUGA